This is a messenger RNA of Acanthosepion pharaonis, 1707 nucleotides long. The record is from the annotation of a GenBank genome assembly. Lineage: Eukaryota; Metazoa; Mollusca; Cephalopoda; Sepiida; Sepiidae.
AUGCUACUUUCUUUCAUUCUUUUUUCUUUUUUCUUUCUUUCUUUCUUUCAUUCUUUUUUUUUCUUUUCAUUCUUUCUUUUCUUUCUUUUUUUUCAUUUUUCUUUUCAUUUUUCUUUUUUUUUUUUUUCAUUUCUUUUUUUUUUUGUUUUUUCAUUUCUUUCUUUUUUUGUUCUUUCUUUUUCUUUUUUAUCUCUUUCUUUAAAUCAUUUUCUUUUUUUUUUUCUUUCUUUUUUCUUUCAUUUUUCUUUCUUUCAUUUUCUUUUUGUUCAAUUUUCUUUUUUUCUUUCUUCUUUCAAAUUCAUUUUCUUUCUUUUUUUCUUUCUUUCUGUCAUUCAUUUUUCUUUUUUUUUUUUUUUUUCAUCGUUUCUUUUUUUUUUCAUUUUGUUCAAUGUUCAAUCUCUUUCUUUGGUAUGCUUUUCAAAAUUCUUUCUUUCUUUUCUUUCUUUCUUUCAUUCUUUCUUUCUUUUCUUUCUAUUUUUUUCUUUCUUUCUUUCUUUCAUUUUGUCAUUCUUUUUUUCAUUUCUUUCUUUCAUUUUUUUUUUUUCUUUCAUCUUUUUUUCUUUUCUUGUUUUCUUUCAUUUUGUUCAAUGUUCAAUCUCUUUCUUUUGGUAUGAUACUUUCAAAUUAUUCUUUCUUUUUCUUUCUUUCUUUUUGUCAUUCAUUCUUUCUCUCUUUCAUUCAUUUAACUUUCUAUUUUUUUCUUUCAUCGUUUCUUUUUUUGUUUCUUUCAUUUUGUUCAAUGUUCAAUCUCUUUCUUUGGUAUGCUACUUUCAAAUCAUUCUUUCUUUCUUUCUUUCUUUCUUUCUUUCUUUUCUGUCAUUCAUUCUUUCUCUCUUUCAUUCAUUUAACUUUCUAUUUUUUCUUUCAUCGUUUCUUUCUUGUUUCUUUCAUUUUGUUCAAUGUUCAAUCUCUUUCUUUGGCAUGCUACUUUCAAAUCAUUCUUUCUUUCUUUCUUUCUUUCUGUCAUUCAUUCUUUCUCUCUUUCAUUCAUUUAACUUUCUAUUUUUUCUUUCAUCGUUUCUUUCUUGUUUCUUUCAUUUUGUUCAAUGUUCAAUCUCUUUCUUUGGCAUGCUACUUUCAAAUCAUUCUUUCUUUUCUUUUUCUUUCAUUCAUUUCUUUCUAUUUUUUCUUUCAUCGUUUCUUUCUUUCUUUCAUUUUUUUCAUUCAUUUAACUUUCUUUUUCUUUUUUCUUUUUUUUUUUUCAUUUCAUUUCUUUUUUUGUUUCUUUCAUUUUGUUCAAUGUUCAAUCUCUUUCUUUGGUAUGCUACUUUCAAAUCAUUCAUUUUCUUUUUUUCUUUCUUUCUUUUUUUUUUUUCUUUCUUCAUUGUUUUUUUCAUUUUUUCUCUUUCAUUCAUUUCUCUUUCUUUUCUAUUUUUUCUUUUCUUUCGUUUCUUUCUUGUUUCUUUCAUUUUGUUCAUUGUUCAAUCUUUUUUUCUUUUUUUUUUUAUUCUUACUUUCAAAUCGUUUCUUUUUCUUGGUUUCUUCUUUCAAUCUCUUUUUCUUUCUUUCUUUCUUUCUUUCAUUCAUUCUUUUCAUUCUUUCAUUCAUUUAACUUUCUUUUUUUUCUUUCAUCGUUUCUUUCUUGUUUCUUUCAUUUUGUUCAAUGUUCAAUCUCUUUCUUUGGUAUGCUACUUUCAAAUCAUUCUUUCUUUCUUUCUUUCUUUCUUUCUUUCUGUCAUUCAUUCUUUCUCUCUUUCAUUCAUUUAA